This is a messenger RNA of Cimex lectularius (bed bug), 605 nucleotides long. It is a transcript of the gene RpL35A, whose product is annotated as 60S ribosomal protein L35a. Lineage: Eukaryota; Metazoa; Arthropoda; Insecta; Hemiptera; Cimicidae. Gene Ontology annotation, cellular component: ribosome; cytosolic large ribosomal subunit. Gene Ontology annotation, molecular function: structural constituent of ribosome. The transcript is spliced from 4 exons. The coding region runs from base 109 to 579 and encodes 156 amino acids. Gene Ontology annotation, biological process: ribosomal large subunit biogenesis; cytoplasmic translation. The record is from RefSeq and is a predicted model, not a curated record.
GUUCUGAGCUCAACGUGUCGUUCUAUCGACUCUCUGUCUUCUCCGUUACUAACCCUGAAGGUUGGACGGUCUCUUACCUGGAGGGACUUUUUUACUUCCAAUUUAAUCAUGGCUGAUAAAGAGAAAGCUCCAGCUAAAAAGGCAGAGUCGAAAGGUGAUGCUGCCAAGAAAACCAAGGCUGCAACAAAGGAGGUUGUUUCCAAACCCAAAACUGUUAAGCCAAAGAGGAUGGUCAAGAAAAGGCAUGGUCGAUUGUAUGCCAAGGCUGUCUUCACCGGCUACAAAAGGGGUCUUAGGAACCAGCACGAGAACACAGCCCUGCUUAGCAUUGAAGGGUGCAAGCUCAAAAAAGAAAGCUGGUUCUAUGUUGGCAAAAAGUGUGUCUUUGUUUACAAGGCCAAGAAAAGGACACAUGUCCCAGGAUUAUCUAAGAGGAAAACAAAGGUUCGUGCUAUCUGGGGUAAGGUUACGAGGCCGCAUGGCAGCUCUGGUGCUGUACGUGCAAAAUUCAAAUCCAACCUCCCUCCGACUGCCAUGGGAAGGAGAAUUAGGAUUAUGUUAUAUCCCUCAUCAAUAUAAUUUGAUCAAUAAAUUUUAUUACUAAG